CUUGGCUUACAUAUUCAGAAUUCAUCACACGAGUCCGACCAACUUCAACUCCUUACGACUUGAAACGCUAGUCUAGGCCAUAUUUGCACAAGAUGGCUUCAAACAAGCCUAAUAAGCUGGCAUUUUUGUCGAUGCCAGCUCCAGCUUCUUACGUGGCUGGCCUUGGCCGAGGGUUUCACGACGCGGUCUGAUAUCGGUCCUGCGCGAGAAGGUCCUUCUGCAGAGGUGAUCGCUGAAGCACAGGCGCGGAGAGGAGAAGAGCCAGACGUUGACCCAGAACAAUUCCAAGAUCCCGAUAAUGAAUAUGGGCUGUUUGCAGGCACUGCAUACGAACAAGACGAUGAGGAAGCCGACAAAAUUUACGAGUCCGUCGACGUUGCGAUGGAUGCACGACGCAAGGCACGCAGGGAGGCACAAGAACAAGCAGAGCUAGCGAAAUACAGAGCCGAACGACCCAAGAUUCAACAACAAUUUUCCGAUCUGAAACGUGGACUGUCUGCUGUAACGGAUGAAGAAUGGGAGAGUAUACCGGAAGUCGGUAAUUUGACGAGGCGUAAGAGACCCAAGUACGAGAGGUCGUUUGUUAUCCCGGACAGUGUGAUAGUCGGAGAUCGGACGAAAAAUGAGUACGAAAGUUCUUUGGAUAGUCGACAACAGUUGAACGGUGGAUUCGAAACUGCGGCAGAUUCUGGGACUCUAACGAACUUUGUCGAGAUCGGUCAAGCUCGUGAUAAGAUUUUAUCCCUCAAACUUGACCAGAUAUCUGGGACAUCGACAUCAUCUGGACUCUCGACCUCGAUCGACCCUAAAGGUUAUCUCACGUCCUUGAACAGCGUCGUGCUCAAGUCUGACGCGGAAAUUGGGGACAUCAAGCGCGCUAGGAUGCUGUUCGAUUCGUUGGUCAAAUCUAAUCCUAAGCAUGCCCCCGGCUGGAUUGCUGCUGCGUGUUUGGAAGAGCAUGCAGGAAGAAUGGUAGCUGCGAGGAAAAUCAUCAAACAAGGGUGUGAACAGUGUCCAAAGAAUGAAGAUGUUUGGCUCGAAGCCGCGAGAUUACAUAACAACCACGACGCGAAAGUGAUCCUAGCGAAUGCAGUUCAACAUGUUGGGCAAAGCGUCAAGGUAUGGAUUGCAGCGGCUGAGCUGGAAAGCGACGCUAAAGCGAAGAAACGGGUGUUGCGUAAAGCUCUCGAACAAAUUCCAAACUCUGUACGUUUAUGGAAAGAGACUGUGAAUUUGGAAGAAUCUGCCUCCGAUGCUCGAAUUCUUUUAUCUCGAGCUGUCGAAGUGAUACCACUUUCGGUCGAAUUAUGGCUUGCACUAGCGCAACUCGAGUCUUUGGAAAAGGCGAAAGGAGUUCUUAACAAGGCCAGGAAAGCUAUUCCCACGUCACACGAGAUAUGGAUUACUGCCGGACGUCUCUUAGAACAAGAAGCUUCUAUCGGCGAGAAGUCGGAAGGGGAGAGGCAAAAAGCUAUGGAUAUGGUGGACAAGACUAUCGAAGCUGGUGUUAAGGGGUUGCGCAGACAUCAGGUUCUUCUCACACGAGAGCAAUGGUUGAAGGAGGCGGAAAAGUGUGAAACGCAAGGAAGUGUGAGGACAUGUGAAGCGAUUAUAAAAGCAACAGUAUUUAUGGAUGUGGAAGAGGAGGACAGGCUGGAUACAUGGGUAGAUGAUGCUGAGAGUGCUUUGAGUCGUGGGAUGAUUGGGACAGCGAGAGCGAUAUUGGCUUACGCGUUGAAGGUGUAUCCGGAUAAGAAGACGUUGUGGAUACGAGCCGCGGGCCUAGAAAAGAGCCAUGGAACGAAGGAAAGUCUGGAUAAGAUCCUAGAGAGGGCGGUAGAGCACUGUCCACAGGCUGAGGUCCUCUGGUUGAUGGCAGCGAAGGAGAAGUGGAAUAAUGGCGAUGUGGACAGUGCGAGGAAAGUGCUUGCGAAAGCGUUCGAUGCGAACAAGGAAAGCGAGAAGAUCUGGUUGGCCGCAGUUAAGCUGGAGGCAGAGAAUAAUCAACUAGGAGUGGCCCGGGAGUUGUUGAUUCGAGCCAGAACUAUUGCUGACACCGAAAGGAUAUGGAUGAAGUCCGCCGUAUUCGAACGCCAGCAUGGACAAAUCGAUGCUGCGCUGCAAACCCUUGCCACUGCAAUUACCAAAUUCCCCAAGUUUGCCAAGCUUUAUAUGAUACAAGGGCAAAUACACCAGUUGCAAAAUAACUUCCCCGCAGCGCGCGGCUCAUUCAUGGCUGGUUACAAAGCUUGUCCGAAGGAACCUACUUUAUGGGUCCUUGCCAGUCGACUAGAAGAAGCCGAUGGGAAGAGUAUCAAAGCUCGAGCCCUCCUCGAGAAGGCGCGUCAAGUCAACCCUGGAAAUGAUGUUAUUUGGGCGGAAUCUGUCGGAGUAGAGGAGCGUUCAGGAGGUGCCGUGCCUGGUAAAACAAUGCUUGCUCGUGCUUUGCAAGAGUGUCCGUCAUCGGGAUUGCUUUGGUCGAUGAUGAUUUGGUCCGAGCCGCGCCCUCAGAGGAAAACGAGAGCUUUGGAUGCGUUGAAGAAGAGCAAUGAUAAUCCUCUAAUCAUCUGCGCGGUAGCACGGUUAUUCUGGGCGGAACGAAAAUUGGAGAAGGCGAGAGAAUGGUUUGGCAGGGCGGUUCCUCCAAGGCAGGAAAGUUCGGAUGUAGAUAACGGUGCAGAUAUUGGGGAUUUGUGGGGUUGGUGGCUGAAGUUUGAAAGACAACACGGGGUUGAGGAACAACGUGAAAUUGUGAGGUCAAAAUGCGAAGCUGCUGAGCCUCGGCAUGGACCUACAUGGCAAGCGAUAGCAAAAGACUUGAAGAACACCGGGAAGUCUAUCAGAGAGAUACUGGAAAUGGUCGCGGAUUCCUUACAGUAG
Molecule: messenger RNA, 2880 nt
Organism: Marasmius oreades (fairy-ring Marasmius)
Lineage: Eukaryota; Fungi; Basidiomycota; Agaricomycetes; Agaricales; Marasmiaceae
Exons: 10
Coding region: 382-2880 (832 amino acids)
Biological process (GO): spliceosomal tri-snRNP complex assembly; mRNA splicing, via spliceosome
Cellular component (GO): catalytic step 2 spliceosome; U4/U6 x U5 tri-snRNP complex
Molecular function (GO): protein binding
Source: RefSeq, a predicted model, not a curated record